This is a messenger RNA of Merops nubicus (carmine bee-eater), 968 nucleotides long. RefSeq names its product eyes absent homolog 4. Lineage: Eukaryota; Metazoa; Chordata; Aves; Coraciiformes; Meropidae. Gene Ontology annotation, cellular component: nucleus. The record is from RefSeq and is a predicted model, not a curated record. Gene Ontology annotation, molecular function: protein tyrosine phosphatase activity. The transcript is spliced from 10 exons. The annotation marks the transcript as partial. Gene Ontology annotation, biological process: multicellular organism development; positive regulation of DNA repair; negative regulation of extrinsic apoptotic signaling pathway in absence of ligand.
UUUCUCAAUCUCUAUCUGGGGAGUUUGACACAGUGCAGAGCCCCUCCACACCAAUCAAAGAUCUUGAUGAGAGAUCAUGUAGGAGUUCUGGGUCAAAGUCUCGGGGUAGAGGGCGGAAGAAUAAUCCAUCACCCCCUCCGGACAGUGACUUGGAGCGAGUCUUUGUUUGGGAUUUGGAUGAAACAAUCAUAGUUUUUCAUUCACUGCUUACAGGAUCCUACGCACAGAAGUAUGGCAAGGAUCCACCUAUGGCAGUGACCCUUGGACUGCGAAUGGAAGAAAUGAUUUUUAAUCUCGCUGACACACAUUUAUUUUUUAAUGACUUAGAGGAAUGUGAUCAAGUUCAUAUAGAUGAUGUUUCUUCUGAUGAUAAUGGACAAGACCUAAGUACCUACAGUUUUGCAACUGAUGGCUUCCAUGCAGCUGCAAGUAGUGCAAACCUUUGUCUGCCAACAGGUGUAAGAGGAGGGGUUGACUGGAUGAGGAAGCUGGCUUUCCGCUACAGAAGAGUAAAAGAGUUGUAUAAUACUUACAAGAACAACAUAGGAGGACUCCUGGGUCCCGCUAAAAGAGAUGCAUGGUUGCAAUUAAGAGCAGAGAUUGAAGCUCUGACAGACUCCUGGUUAACAAAUGCGCUUAAAUCAUUAUCAAUUAUCAGCACAAGGAGUAACUGUGUAAACGUAUUGGUAACAACAACCCAGCUUAUCCCAGCACUUGCAAAAGUCCUGCUAUACAGCUUAGGAGGAGCUUUUCCUAUUGAAAAUAUUUACAGUGCAACCAAAAUAGGAAAAGAAAGUUGCUUUGAACGAAUAAUGCAAAGGUUUGGCAGAAAAGUAGUAUAUGUUGUAAUUGGGGAUGGUGUAGAAGAAGAACAGGCAGCAAAAAAGCACAACAUGCCUUUCUGGAGGAUAUCCAGUCAUUCGGACCUCUUGGCUCUCCAUCAAGCACUGGAACUAGAGUAUUUGUAA